UCCGCAGGUCGAGCGACACCACCACCUGAAAGCCUGACAUCAUCCUCAAGAAAAAGGACCGUGCCAUGGACCAUCCCUUGGCUUUGAUCAUCGCAAGCUUCACUCUCCUACUCGUCCUACUCUGCCUCAAGUUCCUAUUUUACACCAGUCGAAAUGAGCAGAGCGAUCGAUCAGCACAUGGCCAGAAUGUCCAAGUAGUCAUCAGUGGUCCGAUGGGUAAUGGAAAGACACAUCUAUGGUCUCGUCUGAUCUAUGGAACCGAUCGGAUCGAAACGGUCACGAGUAUGGUCGAGAACAGGAUCACAAUUCACUUUGAGAGGCAACUAGUUCUGGAUGAAAACGAAAGACAAGACUCCGCUGAAACUCCCGCGGUCUGCUUGGUCGAUACUCCUGGGCAUCCUCGGCUUAGCUGUCGAUCGUUGGCUCGCAAUAUACCUGAGGCUAAAGGAAUCAUCUUCGUUAUCGAUAGUCAGCUUGGUCUCACCGGAAAAGGCUUAAGGGAUACUGCUGGGGCGCUGGAACUCGUUCUUUCAUUCCUUCAGCUUCUUCAUUGCCAAGCCCCUGACUCAAAACUUCCUAAACUAUCGAUACACCUUUCAAAUCCUGCUCGAAGUCCGACCUCUCCACCAUCUCCCAGUGGCAAAAGUGCCAUCGUUCAGAAAACGAGGGCAACACUGACGAAGGAACUCAAUCGGCGCAAACUCAACUCAGUUGGUCGUUCCAACACAGGCCCGGGCUUCCGCAAGAGUAGAUUAGAAUCACUCGAUGCGAUCCCAUCGGCUGAAUUCACUUCGUUCUUUGACCUCAUCAAGCGUCUUUUUAAGUUCAACAGAUCUGUUGAACUGACAAGUGAGAGUACGGCUGGGCCGAUCCAACUCCCAGAGGAAGAAAGUGAAGUGACGAAGCUCUUGGAAGAAGAAGAGGAUCAAUUGACGGCUGAUCAGAAAUCCGCGAGUUCCUUGGAUCGCUACGAACAGUUUUCGGGUCAUCAAUUGCAUUGGACAGUCUCUGGACAAGAGGUUGAGAACGAGAUCAACUUGAUUAAAAAAUGGCUGAUCGAGUUAUGAGGACAGCGCGUUUCGAGUCAGGCGAUCGAUUCGGUCUACUUGUACAAUCCUUGCCUCUUCUCACAUCAUAACACUCGCAAACUCAACAAACCUGUACCUAAAAACAACUCAUCCACAUAGCACUGGUGCCUCAACCAAAAGGAAAAAUAGGCUUUCAAAUAGAAGGUACCUCAAAUCACCUGUAAUGAAUCUAAUUAAGUCCCAAUUUCUGUUAUAUUUGUAAUUUCAUUCACCAAACUGUUUUAUGCAGGAAAAUCUACAAGAUGGUUUAUCAAAAA
Molecule: messenger RNA, 1345 nt
Organism: Puccinia graminis f. sp. tritici CRL 75-36-700-3
Lineage: Eukaryota; Fungi; Basidiomycota; Pucciniomycetes; Pucciniales; Pucciniaceae
Exons: 2
Coding region: 66-1067 (333 amino acids)
Source: RefSeq, a predicted model, not a curated record